AAACAAACAUGGCGCCGCGAAAGUGAGGAAAACUCUGCUAGGUUGGUCAGUUUUCUGGGAGUCCACGCUGGUGCCACCCCGUCACACAGACCCUCCGGACAGAUGAGAGGAAGAGGAGGACACUCUUCAUCACUAGUUUCUGAGAAGCUGACCAGGAUGGCUCUGCGAAAGCAAAUGAUCAAGGAUGCGAGUGACAUUCCCUCUGGAAGCCAACAGGGUGAUGAAAACACACAGGAGGACAAAGCUCUCGACGACAGAGACGACAAUGACGAGCUCUCUUUGUCAAUUCUGUCACCUUCAUCGUCGAGAGAAAAGCACAAGAAAGAGAGGGAAAACAAAUCCAAACCCAAAGAGAUGACAGAAGAGGAGAUGAUGGACUUGGCCCUGCGUCUGAGUGAACAGGAAGCCAGUAUCACUGCACUCAGGCUGCAGAAAGAGGAAGAGGCCAUGAUGAAAGCCAUCCAUGAGAGUAUGGCCAGUCAGACACAACCGUGCCCGCCUUCCCAAAGUCAGAGUCUGGUCACGGAUGCUGAGGCCUCACUCAGGAUCUGCUCUCGGCGGAAACUCCUCUACUCAAAUGGGAAGCCGGUGUCUGUCGUCGAUCAGGGAGCCUCAGAGGUCGUCUGCACACCAGAGACAGACCUGAACACAGGAGCAAAAGGAACUGGAGAUGAAAGUAAUACCAGGAAUAAAAAGCGGAAAAGGAAAGAAGGAAGCCCUCUGCUGGAGAUGCCAGACUUGUCCCAGACUCAGAAAAUCUACUCUCAGGCAUCACCCUGCAGCUCAGAGUCCCUAGACCUGGUUCUGGACUCAACCCAGGAGAGUUUAACCUCCUCUGUGAGGUCCGCGUCCUGUCGGCCUAAGAGCCCGGUAUUCCCAAAAAGCCCCGGUCUUCCCAAGAAGCUCCCUCCCCCAGAAUCAGCAAUCUGCAAAAGUCCUGUGUUCUUAGAGACUGAUGGAGGACAGACUGAGCAGAGUCACGGAUGCUGUACAAGCCCAGUGUUGGACAGGGCUGGGCGACCACAAAAGAUUCAUCUUGAUGUGCAGAAUCACUCUGCGAGUCCUUCAGCUGCAGAGCUCAGAUGUUCAGGCACUGAAGGGAAUACAGGAGCCACUGGGGAUCAGAUUCUGAGGCAGGACAGCAAGACUGAUCACAACCAAGAUGUCAAGCUGAACGAGUCAUCUAAGUCAGAUGAGGCAGAGGAGGUGAAGGAAAUAUCCAAAGACCGGGACUCAGCUGAGAUGGAGCUGACCAGUGAUAUGACGCUAGUCUGGUCCGACGAGGAGGAGAACGUCACGCCGGUGGGCUCGCACAGCCCGGUCUUCCCAGAGGAGAGACCUGUUCAUCAGACAGACAGCAAGGCUGCCUCCCUGAACCACAUGACUGCAGCUUCUCACGGGACGACCAGGUUGAACUGCAGACCUUCUUCCUCUUCUACAUCCACCGGCCAACAGCAGCUUUCCCCAACAGAGCGAGAAAAACGCCCUAUCAGCAGUCAGAGAACGGUCAGCAGGCCUUUAGCCUCGCAUGGGGAGCCUGCAGACGAGCCUACGGUGCACUACUACUGGGGGGUUCCCUUCUGUCCACGAGGCCUGGACCCAGACAACUACACACAGGUGAUCCAGGCUCAGAUGGAGGUGUAUGAGAAGAGUUUGAAGCAGGCUCAGAGGUGUCUGCUGAGGAAGGCUGAGUGGGGGGAGGGCAUCCUGCCACAGCCGGAGAAAUGUCCAUCACCUGAGUCGCCUGCUGAGUCACCUCAAGAGCUUUUUCCUCGAAGGCGUGGGCUCAGACUGAGGUGCAAAAAACUGUCUGACACAGCUGAUUCUCCUUCAGCUGAGGUAGAGGAGGAAGAAGACAAGAGGGACGAAGAGGAAGGCAAGCAAAGAGAGAACAAAGGAGAAGAGCAGGAGAAUGACGGAGAAGUAGUACAGGUGGAUACAGAUGACUGUGACGUUUGUCCAGAGACCCAACUGAGUGACAACGAUGACGACAGGACGCAAGAUCUGAUGAUAGACACUGACACUAGAACAGAGCUCCAACCUAAAAGCCCGGGGCUGCCUGAGGUUGAGAUGAUUCUUCAGGACGAUUCUCCAGCUUGGGACGAGCGGCAGCGGCAGAAGCAGGAGGAGGAGGAAGAGGAGGAGGAGAUGGAAGUGGAGGUGGAGGUGGAGGUGGACGCCCCAGUGGACAGAAAGACGAAGGGAAACAUCCCUGUUGUCAGCAGCGAUGGUGGAGGACCAACUAUGAGGAAAGAGGAGGUAGAAGAGGACGUGGGGGAUCCAGAUGUGGAGGAGAUAAAGGAGCAAAGGCUUCAAAGGUCGACGUCUCCUGAACUGGAACAAGCUGCCGCCUCUCAGAGCUCUGAAACCAACGUGGACUGUCCCAUCUGUCAGGGAUCCUUCCCCGUGACGGAGAUCGAGAUGCACGCUGCGUACUGCGAUGGAGAGGUGGCUGUCGUGGAUGAGAGGAGGCCAAAAGCCGACUGCUUCCAAGUAUCACUGAAGCCUCGUAGGAAGAGAACAAGAAGAGCAGAGGUGACAGCGGAAGAGACUAACGACUCCUCCAAUACUAGCAUGAACCCAGAGAAAUGUUUUAUCUGUCAGAAAGCCGUUCCUCUGAGAGACUACAGCAGACACACAGAGCUCUGCAUCCAACAACAGUCAUCAAAGACUGCAGCGAAGGGAAACCUGCUAUCAGCUCUGGAGCAAACGGACAGCAGACAUUCAGAGGCCGGGCCGUCUGGAUCCAGCCUCCAGCCAGGAGAUGUCAUUGAUCUGCGGGAUGACGAUGAGGAGGACGAGGAGGAAGGUGGCGUUUCAGCCAUCCGGAUUAGUAACUCUCCCAUCCGAUCCUUCACUCCGAUCUCAGAGGCCACCGGCUGCCUUAUUGACUUCAAAAAACAGCAGCGAACCAAGAAGCUGAGUCAGAGACGAAGAUGAGGGUGACCUCGUAAAAGACUUGUGGUCCUGACAGGAAAUACUGGAAACCAGAGCCUUAACUAAAGACCUAAAGCCUCAUCGGGUUCGACGUGACGUCCUGAUGUAAACAUUUUGGAUAUUUAUGCAGGUAAAUGAAUACAAAUCGAACACUUGAAUGUUCAGAAUCUCACAUGUAUUCAUAAAAAACUCUUUCUGUGCCACUAAAUGUUUUCUGUAUUUACAUUUGUUAACGCUGAAGGUGUUUCAGACUACCUCUUCGUGUAUUGAAACAUUUCCUUUUUGUUACUAUAGCUUUGGUUUAACAUUUUGAUUAGCAUCAUGUCUCAGAGUGUACGUCAGAUUCAUGCAAACACAAUUUUACUGGCCUCAGCUUGAAGUGAAGUCUUGGGUCUGAAAUAUUUCAGCAACUAUUGGAGGGAUUGCCUUGAACUCUUGAUUUUCCUCUUGUGCCACGAUGAGGUGAAAACACUUAAACCGCUAAAGCUAAUUACUGAAGUCUCAUCUGUAUUUUGGGAUUAUAAGAUUAUAACACACAACAUGUCUUGUUAACGGUGAGUAGAUGCUAACACGAGGCAUACUAAUGUUAGCAUGUACUAAAGUGUUAAAUGUGCAAAUUUUAAAUUUUACACAUCAUACACUAAAAUUCUGUACAAACAUACAAUUGAAAAAGUCACCAUGCCUAACUGUACACAUGUUCAAAUGCAAUGUUUCGCUAAUGCAAAUCGCCAGAUGUGACCCUGGUCUAGUAUUUUGUUCACUGAUUGAAAAACAACCGAGCCAAUCAGAGCCGAUUUAAGAAACUGUGACGUCAUCUUCUUGUGACAGAGCUGAACAAAUGCAGACAAACAUGGCAACAAUUGUGGAUGUAGGGCUGCAACUAACGGUUAUGUUCAUUAUUGAUUCAUCUGCUGAUUAUUGUCUUGAUUUAUCAAUUUAUCUUUAAAUUGUAAAAUGUUCUAGAGCCCUAAAUGACUUCUUCAAAUCCUUUUCUUCAUCCAAAAGUCCAAAGAUAUUCAUUUGAACAAUCACAUACGACAGAAAAAAGAGCAGAUUAUUGUUACAUUUAAGAAGCCGGAGCCUGUGAAAGUGUCUUAAUUUCUGCUUAAAAAAAUGAGACACUUUCAAAAUACAACUAAUUUGUCAGUUGAUUAGUUGAUUAACUGCUUCAGCUCUACGUGGAUGAGAUGGAUGAGUCAAUGUACAGAAAUAAAUAUUAAAUGACAUCGCCUUGAGUGAACAGAAAAUGGCAGUUCAGUCAGAUUAUCAUCCUGGCUAAAUGUUCGAUAUUAAUUUGAACUGUAGCCAUGUUAGGAUGCUCAGAUACCAGCAUUAGUGUCAACAGGCUAAGAGAGUCAGAAAUGUCCUCAAAUGGCCACUGUAUUGAGAAUAAACCCUUGUGAUUUAGGUUAAAACAUGGCCUUCCCUCUGGCGCACCAUCAGGACAAACAACAUUUUUUGGAGCUAAGAUAGGAAAGGUUUAUGUUGUUCCUCCACCGUCCAUCUCUCCGACAGCUUUUAGUUUGUGGUCUAUGAUGAAGUGCUGCGAGCGAGCUCUUAUAAAUGAGGAAAAAUAUCAAAUCAAAUUGAGUUCCCAGAUUAAUAAAAUCAGCAGCAUUUCUUUGAGAAAGGAGCUAAAACAGAAAUUAAAUAGCUCACUAUUAGAGGUCUGUCCUCCGUUCAGUGCACGUCUCUAAUUGGAUCACACAGAAUAAAAAUAAAAAGUCAAAUUUCAACGUUUAACACAAUCAGAGCCUCCGACCGAGUUUUCAUCCUUUGUCUUGUUUCCUGUCAAAUGUUAUAAUUUGUUAGCACAUAAAUGUCAGAACUGUAAGAUCCCCUCUGUACCGUCUUAAGACCGUACGUGGGAGGGAGUGUGAUGCAUUUAAAAGCCUUGAAAACUCUGAAUUUCCCCUUUUAACAUCAUAAACCACCUGGUUGAGGGUCUUUCACAGCAGCAUCACAAGUUUUGUCCAACUGUAAUUGAACGUAACAUCAACGUGUUUCUGUGUGUCACAUUUUCUGCUCAAAUCUCUCCUGUAAAGUCAUUUUGUCUCUGUUCAGAACAGGUUGUGUUUCCAUGCUUUCUCUGCACUGUGGACCAUUUUUAUCAUCCGAAAUAUUUCCUGUAAAGUUGACACAGACACAAUAUACUUGUCCUGAUUUCCCCAUUUUCUUUCUUCUGUUCCUUCAAUGUAUGCUCAGAGUAUUGGCCUUGAGUACUGUAUCAGCACUUUAGAGGUACAUAGGCUAAUUGAUGUCACAAAACAGAAGUAAAGUCACUGUAAAGCACUGGA
Molecule: messenger RNA, 5234 nt
Organism: Dicentrarchus labrax (European seabass)
Lineage: Eukaryota; Metazoa; Chordata; Actinopteri; Moronidae
Gene: uimc1
Product: ubiquitin interaction motif containing 1
Exons: 23
Coding region: 103-2940 (945 amino acids)
Biological process (GO): positive regulation of DNA repair; double-strand break repair
Cellular component (GO): BRCA1-A complex
Molecular function (GO): K63-linked polyubiquitin modification-dependent protein binding; histone binding
Source: RefSeq, a predicted model, not a curated record